AUUCUAGUGAACCGGUCCAUCAGCCAUCUGGAAUGUUCAAAUUUGUUCUUAUAGUUUGUGUGGCCGUCGCUGCAGUCUCGGCGGAACACGAGCUGGGAGGAGGCGAUUAUGGCGCCGAGGAACACAAAGAUUACUACGACUAUCCCAAGUACAAAUUCGAAUACGGAGUGGUGGAUCACAAAACUGGCGAUCACAAGAGUCAAUGGGAGCUGCGAGAUGGUGAUGUUGUAAAGGGUCAGUACUCGUUGCAUGAGCCCGACGGAACGGAACGCGUGGUCGAAUACAAGGCCGAUAAACAUUCGGGUUUCGAAGCGCACGUUAAGAGAAUUAGCCAUGCUAAGCAUCCACAGCUGUACGGUGAACAUCACGAGAAGAGCCAGAGCAGUGAUGGAGAUUAUGAGCAUGCUCAUGCCUUUAGCUACAACAAUCUACAGCAUCACCUGUGAGCUGUUGAUCGAGUCCUUAGGAGCCAUAUGACACCGCAACUAUUCGAGACUGAAUUCAACGCUUUCUACUAUCCUAGUAUUCUGUAACUUUUUGAUACUCAAUAAAUGUGAUUGAAAAAAUAA
This is a messenger RNA of Toxorhynchites rutilus septentrionalis, 569 nucleotides long. RefSeq names its product cuticle protein 19-like. NCBI's taxonomy places the organism in Eukaryota, Metazoa, Arthropoda, Insecta, Diptera, Culicidae. The coding region runs from base 33 to 446 and encodes 137 amino acids. The record is from RefSeq and is a predicted model, not a curated record. The transcript has 2 exons. Gene Ontology annotation, cellular component: extracellular matrix.